Molecule: messenger RNA, 261 nt
Organism: Protopolystoma xenopodis
Lineage: Eukaryota; Metazoa; Platyhelminthes; Monogenea; Polystomatidea; Polystomatidae
Source: the annotation of a GenBank genome assembly
UUGCUUGCACACUUAGCCGAAGGUGCCUAUGUGGAUACAAAUGGGAAGCUAACCAAGAACGUGAAAAUCCAGUGGGGUGAAGUGCCUAACUCUGUGGCGUAUAUUUCCACUGAGCGCCAGCUGCUUGGUUGGGGCCUUAAAGCGAUUGAGGUCCGCUCUGCGGAGACCGGCCACUUAGUCGGCGUGUUUAUGCACAAAAGAGAGCAGAAGUUCAAGUUUCUAUGCGAACGCAAUGAUAAGGUGCGAUUUCAUGUUUCAUGA